This is a messenger RNA of Oryza sativa Japonica Group (Japanese rice), 2627 nucleotides long. RefSeq names its product digalactosyldiacylglycerol synthase 1, chloroplastic. Gene Ontology annotation, cellular component: chloroplast outer membrane. Gene Ontology annotation, molecular function: digalactosyldiacylglycerol synthase activity. The record is from RefSeq and is a predicted model, not a curated record. NCBI's taxonomy places the organism in Eukaryota, Viridiplantae, Streptophyta, Magnoliopsida, Poales, Poaceae. Gene Ontology annotation, biological process: galactolipid biosynthetic process.
UUCCGCGCAUUAGCCACCCCACCUCUCCGCGUGGGCCCCGCCAAAUCUCCUCUUCUCUUCUUCCACCGCCGCGGCGGCUUCGCUUCGCUUCCCAAUCCUUCACAUCCACCACCGCCUCCUCCUCCUCCCCGCACGCCUCGCCGUCGCCGGCGAAAACCCUAGCGGCGAUCUCCUCGUACCCAUGGCCAGCUACGGCGUCGACACGCGGCCGGCGGCCGCGGCGGCGGGAGGCGGGGGAGCGGGAGCGGGAGCGGCGGGGGAGGGGGCGCUGUCGUUCCUGUCGCGCGGCCUCCGGGAGGACCUGCGGCUGAUCCGCGCGCGGGCGGGGGAGCUGGAGACGUUCCUGACCGCGCCGGUGCCGGAGCCGGAGCUGCUCGCGCGGCUCCGGCGCGCGUACUCGUCGUCGGCGGGGACCACGCGGCUGGACCUGUCGGCCAUCGGGAAGGCGUUCGGGACGGGGGUGGUGGGGAGGGGGAGCAGGGGGGCGAGGUGGGGGUGGGAGGAGGUCCAGGAGGCCGAGGAGUGGGAGCCCAUACGGAUGGUCAAGGCGCGCCUCAGGGAGAUGGAGCGGAGGCGGCAGUGGCAGGCCACCGACAUGCUCCACAAGGUCAAGCUCAGCUUGAAAUCAAUGAGCUUUGUACCUGAAGCAUCUGAGGAAGUUCCACCGCUAGAUUUAGGUGAACUCCUGGCAUAUUUCCUAAAGCAAUCUGGGCCAUUGUUUGACCAACUUGGUAUAAAAAGAGACGUGUGCGAUAAGCUGGUGGAAUCUCUGUGCAGCAAACGCAAGGACCACCUUGCAUAUAAUUCAUUUCCAGCAAGUGAACCAUCCGCAUUCAGCAAUGACAAUGCUGGUGAUGAACUUGACCUAAGAAUAGCUAGUGUCGUGCAAAGUACAGGACACAAUUAUGAAGGUGGAUUUUGGAAUGAUGGGCAUAAAUAUGAAACAGCUGACAAGAGGCAUGUUGCGAUAGUCACCACUGCCAGUCUUCCCUGGAUGACUGGAACAGCUGUAAAUCCUUUAUUUCGAGCUGCUUACUUGGCUAAGUCUUCCAAGCAAGAUGUAACCUUGGUGGUGCCUUGGCUUUGCAAGUCUGAUCAAGAACUUGUGUAUCCCAAUAGCAUGACAUUUAGUUCUCCACAAGAACAAGAAGCUUAUAUGAGGAGUUGGCUGGAAGAAAGGGUUGGUUUCAAGACAGACUUCAAAAUAUCAUUCUAUCCUGGAAAGUUUCAAAAAGAACGGAGAAGCAUAAUUCCUGCGGGGGACACUUCACAAUUUAUACCAUCAAAGGAAGCUGACAUUGCUAUUUUGGAAGAGCCUGAGCACCUGAACUGGUACCAUCAUGGGAAACGUUGGACUGAUAAAUUUAAUCAUGUUGUUGGUGUUGUGCAUACAAAUUAUUUGGAGUACAUUAAAAGGGAGAAGAAUGGUGUUAUUCAAGCCUUUUUUGUGAAGCACAUCAACAAUUUGGUUGCCAGAGCAUAUUGCCAUAAGGUUUUGCGACUGUCAGGAGCUACACAAGAUCUCCCCAAGUCCAUGAUCUGCAAUGUACAUGGUGUCAAUCCCAAGUUUCUUGAGGUUGGAGAGAGAAUUGCAGCAGAGAGGGAAUCUGGCCAGCAUUCUUUCUCCAAAGGAGCUUAUUUUCUAGGGAAGAUGGUCUGGGCCAAAGGUUACAGAGAAUUGAUAGAUUUGUAUGCCAAACACAAGAGUGAUUUGGAAGGCAUCAAGUUGGACAUCUAUGGAAAUGGUGAAGAUUCACAUGAGGUGCAAUCAGCGGCUAUGAAGUUGAACCUAAACCUUAACUUUCAUAAAGGCCGGGAUCAUGCGGAUGAUUCUCUUCAUGGGUACAAGGUUUUUAUAAAUCCAAGCAUUAGUGAUGUCCUUUGCACUGCGACCGCUGAGGCAUUAGCAAUGGGUAAGUUUGUUGUCUGCGCAGACCACCCAUCGAAUGAUUUUUUCAGGUCAUUCCCGAACUGUUUGACAUAUAAAACAUCGGAGGACUUUGUCGCGAAAGUGAAGGAAGCAAUGGCACGCGAUCCACAACCCCUCACACCUGAGCAGAGAUACAACUUAUCCUGGGAGGCCGCAACACAGAGAUUCAUGGAGCACUCCGAGCUGGACAAGGUCUUGAGCAGCAGCAACAGGGACUGCACCACCAGCACCAGUGGAUGUGGUAAAAGUGGAGACAAUAAGAUGGAAAAAUCAGCCUCGUUGCCGAACAUGUCAGACAUGGUAGAUGGUGGGCUGGCCUUCGCCCACUACUGCUUCACUGGCAAUGAGCUCCUCAGACUGUCAACCGGAGCAAUACCCGGCACCCUCAAUUACAACAAGCAACAUAGCUUGGACCUCCACCUCUUGCCGCCUCAGGUACAGAACCCAGUAUACGGCUGGUAAGAUACUCCAUAUAUACAAUUAGUAGUAGUAUUUCUCUCAGCACAUAGAUAGCUCUGUAAUUUGUUUGUAACACUAGUUUUCGUUUUUCUUUUUGUCUACCAUAUGCCGAAGGCAAUCUUGUUCAUUAUUAUUGCAAACUACUACUACAGUACUACUACAAACUACAUGUGUUAGAUAGAAGUGCCAUUUUCACUGGCCUUCAUAUUCAUAUUAAAGCAGAGUUGUUCAGAUUUCA